AAACCGCGCAUCCGAUCGAUAUGACCUUCUUUUCCAUGUUUUCCUAAUCUAUCCCGACAAUUACUGUACGUUGCAGUACGGUCAUGUUGUCUUUCCAGUAUUUUUGAUAAAAAACAACUCUCCAGUGUUAAUAUGUGUAAUUUUUUUACCUACUUUAAUAUCGCAAUCUAGUUUUAUAUUAAUAUAAACAAUAAGAAGAGAUUAUUCGAAGGAAUAUAAUGAACAAAAUGCCUAAUUCGGACUCUAAUCUGGGAUACGCUUAUCACCUACCGGCAGGAGGGUGGCCAGCGAAAGUUCGAAACGUUUUGUCGCAGUUCAGCGACAUUUUUAGUGAAUUUGACAAGUACAUUGCACCAGCCUAUCACCAUGAUCGUUGCGAAAGGUCAGUGCAGAUGAGGUUAUACUCCAUGCACAAAAGAGAGUUUGUGAUGAUAUUCGUAUUGUUUUUUGCUUGUUUGGGCCUUACAGUAUUUAUUGGCUUAGCAGGUCCUCCUAUAACAUCUGUCAAAAAGAUCGAUGCGCUUUCCUUAUUGCCAGAAGUGAACAAUAGCAACGGAAUCAACAAAAAGGCUAUUGCCACUGGCCCUUUUAUUAUGAAAACGCCCAAGAUGACGACUUACAAUCAGCAGUUAUGGAUCAUAGCGAAGCUGACUACAGAUAACACUGACGGUGAAAUAAUAGAUAAAGAAUUUGACAUUUCUGUAUCAUUAUCUGGUUUGUCUGAGGAACACAAGCCCAUAAAUUUGGAUUCCACGUAUUUUCACGAAAAUAGGAGCAGACACCUACACUGUGAAACGCAGGACUGUGACGAAUUCACAGUGAUGCAUUUGGGAUAUUUGGGAUACACUCAUUACAUGGUGACGGUGAAAUUUUACAAUUUGGAGGCGUUUCAUUCGAGAUACACAAUCAAGGAACUUAUAUUUUACUUCAAAACAUAUAAUCCUGACUUCACCGAGAUAGAAGUAUGGUUUCGACUCAUAUUCCUCAUCGCAGCUUUCUCCAUAAUGUGUUGGUUUUACAACUCUUUGAAAAAAUAUCCCGUCCAUUGUUGGUCGUUCGAGCAAAAAUGGCUAGCCCUGCUUCUACCAUUGUGUGCAUCUUUCAACAAUCCACUAUUUCCAGCAAUAUUUCUGAUCAGUUCCUGGCUUCCCGGAUUGCUGGACGCAUUGCUGCAAGCCAACUUCCUUGGUGGGUUGUUUUUGUUCUGGCUCAGCGUGUACCAUGGUCUAAGACAGAACGAGAGGCAAUUCUGUACUUUUUACUUUCCGAAACUCUUCAUAGUUUCCAUGAUGUAUAUUCCUAUUUUGGUGUUAUCCGUAUGGCAAAAACUUCUAGAAUUGAACGAUCCAGCAUACGAUCACACCACAGAAGCAAAUUUCUAUGUGGUUAAAGCAUUUUUCUACAUUUUCGGAGUCAUAUACCUGAUUUAUUUGGGGUAUCUCAUUCUGAAAGCGUAUUCUGAACUAAGAUCGAUGCCGUUUUUUGGUUUGAGGCUGAAAUUUUUAACUCUACUGAUGCUGGUCGUAAUAUCCAUAGGACUGAUCAUAACGAUGUCCAAAUUUGGAGUGGACGUGUUAGAGGAUAAUUUUGUAGCCCAGCUGGGGACCCAUUACGACAAUUCAUCCCAAUUUAUGUCGUUUUAUGGGUUGCUAAAUUUUUAUAUCUAUACUAUGGCUUAUGUAUAUUCACCCAGUAGCAAAAGUGCUCAUGAAAUGAGCAUUACAAAAGAUAACCCGGCCUUUUCCAUGAUAAACGACUCAGAUGAAGACGUCAUCUAUGGAUCAGACGAAGAGAGUCGCAGACCAUUGAACAGAGGACACAACCCUGACGAUGACAGCGACUAAAAUAAGUUUAAAACGAAUUUAAUUGUUGAUAUUUACUGAAAAAAAUGUAAUGUGUCCUAUUUGCCAGAUAACAUUCAAUUGAAAACAGUACAGGAAUGAAUGCCUAUAUUGAAGAAAGAUUGGAACUGUGUCAAACGAAAAAAAGAGCAAAAAUAUAUUGUAUUUGUCAUAAUGUAUGAAUACAGGGUGAGAGUUUGGAAAAUAGCAAUCAGAAUCAACAAUAGGAAAUAAAUAAUUUAAUUUUUUUUUAGUUCAAAACAUAUUUUUGAUUGUUAUUUUUCAUAUUAUCACCCUGUAUCCUAAACAAUAUCUAUAAUGAACGUAAGAUUUUUAAAAAUUAUUAAAUCAGUAUCUAGCAUCUACAGUAUGUCCCCGGAUUGUCUUCGUAAGAGAAAAAAACUUUUUUAUUACUGUCAUUUUGAGAAAAAUACAUUUUUUAUAAA
Molecule: messenger RNA, 2287 nt
Organism: Sitophilus oryzae (rice weevil)
Lineage: Eukaryota; Metazoa; Arthropoda; Insecta; Coleoptera; Curculionidae
Product: transmembrane protein 181
Exons: 12
Coding region: 219-1844 (541 amino acids)
Molecular function (GO): toxic substance binding
Source: RefSeq, a predicted model, not a curated record